Merops nubicus (carmine bee-eater) is the source of this 547-nucleotide messenger RNA. Its product is annotated as tyrosine-protein kinase Fyn-like. Gene Ontology annotation, molecular function: protein binding. The transcript is spliced from 4 exons. The annotation marks the transcript as partial. The record is from RefSeq and is a predicted model, not a curated record. Lineage: Eukaryota; Metazoa; Chordata; Aves; Coraciiformes; Meropidae.
AUGGGCUGUGUGCAAUGUAAGGAUAAAGAAGCAACAAAACUGACUGACGAGAGGGAUGGCAGCUUAACUCAAAGCUCAGGCUACCGCUAUGGGACAGAUCCCACUCCGCAGCACUAUCCUAGCUUUGGUGUGACUUCAAUCCCAAACUACAACAACUUCCAUGCCACAGGAGGCCAAGGACUGACUGUGUUUGGUGGAGUCAAUUCCUCCUCUCAUACAGGGACGCUGCGUACAAGAGGAGGAACAGGUGUAACUCUUUUUGUGGCGCUUUAUGACUAUGAAGCAAGAACAGAAGAUGACUUGAGUUUUCACAAAGGAGAAAAAUUUCAAAUACUUAACAGCUCGGAGGGAGACUGGUGGGAGGCCCGGUCCUUGACAACAGGCGAAACUGGUUACAUUCCCAGUAAUUAUGUGGCUCCAGUUGAUUCCAUCCAAGCAGAGGAGUGGUACUUCGGCAAACUUGGCCGAAAAGAUGCUGAGAGGCAGCUGUUGUCAUUUGGAAACCCCAGAGGUACCUUCCUGAUCCGGGAAAGCGAAACUACCAAAG